Molecule: messenger RNA, 763 nt
Organism: Phodopus roborovskii (desert hamster)
Lineage: Eukaryota; Metazoa; Chordata; Mammalia; Rodentia; Cricetidae
Gene: Tmem212
Product: transmembrane protein 212
Exons: 3
Coding region: 1-585 (194 amino acids)
Source: RefSeq, a predicted model, not a curated record
AUGAAGUGCCUCUACCAGGCUGCUGGCUGGACCCUGCUUGCUCUAGGGGGCCUCAGUGUCUUCUCAGGAGUCCUUGCCUUCUUCCCGGUUUUUUCCAGCAAGUUUUGGUACGCAGGAUGGAGCGUUUGGAUUGCCUGUCCCAUCUGGAACGGGGCUUUGGCCAUCGCAGCUGGGGCACUUGUACUGCUUGCUCACAGACAGUGGAGCCAGAGACACUUGUGGGAAGCUGGCUUCACCUUCGUAAUUCUGAGCUCUAUGGGAUGCCCACUUCAUUUUGCAAUAGCCUUGGAAUCUGCCCUCCUCGGUCCAUAUUGCUUCUACUCCUUUUCAGGGGUGGGAGGAACCAAUUAUCUUGGGUAUGCCAUCACCUUUCCCUUCCCAUACACAAAGUUUCCAUCAGUCUGCAUGGAUCCGCUCCACUAUGAAGAGUAUCACCUGGCACUCCAAGCCCUGGACCUGUGCCUGAGCUUCAUCCUGUUCUGUGUGUCCCUGGGAGUGUUCAUCAAACUUUCUGCCGGACUGAUGCAGAAUGGACACAUAAGUGUAAGAUUUCAACAGAGGGAGGCUGGACUUGCUCAAUCCUGAGUGGUGAAGGGGAAGGCUGAUGGGGCUCCCUAAGAGUUCUCAAUCUAUCCGCUGCAUGGCAACCAGGGUCCAGCAUGUUACAGGCACUCAAUAAUUGAUUUGGGAUGAAUGGGGGUGGGGUAUGGAGGGACUAAAUGGUUCAUUCCCCAAUAGUAGGCACCACUUGCAAUUUUUAUCU